AGGAGGAGGACCUCUUCUAGGCCAUUUGGAGAGGCGAGGGAGGCAGACCCGCUACCCGGAGGCUCCCAGGAGUAGAAACCCGUGGAGAACUUGCGGAGGCCUGCAGCUCCAGUGCCACUGCCACCGCCAUGGCCCCCACGCAGCUCUUCCGUGCACUUGUGUCGGCACAGUGGGUGGCAGAGGCGCUGCGGGCCCCACAAGCUGGGCAGCCCCUGCAGCUGCUGGACGCGUCCUGGUACCUGGCCAAGCUAGGUCGGGAUGUGAGACGUGAGUUCGAAGAGCGCCACAUCCCUGGUGCCACUUUCUUCGACAUCGACUACUGCAGCGACCGCACGUCCCCCUAUGACCACAUGAUGCCCAGCGCCGAGCACUUCGCAGAUUACGCAGGCCGCCUGGGCGUGGGAGCCAGCACACAUGUGGUGGUCUAUGACACCAGUGACCAGGGCCUGUACUCAGCGCCACGCGUCUGGUGGAUGUUCCGCGCCUUUGGCCACCGCACUGUGUCUCUGCUCGACGGUGGCCUCCGCCGCUGGUUGCACCUGAAUCUUCCACUCAGCUCCGGCAAGAGCCGCCCGGUGCCCACUGAGUUCAGCGCUCGGCUGGACCCCACCUUCAUCAAGACCUAUGAGGAUAUCAAGGACAACCUGGAGUCCCACUGCUUCCAGGUUGUGGAUGCCAGAGCCGCAGGCCGCUUCCGUGGCACGGACCCUGAGCCCCGAGAUGGCAUCGAGCCCGGCCACAUCCCUGGCACUGCAAACAUCCCCUUCACGGAAUUCCUGACGGAGGAAGGCCUGGAGAAGAGCCCCGAGGAGAUCCGGCGCCUGUUCCAGGAGAAGAAGGUGGACCUGUCCCGGCCCCUGGUGGCCACCUGUGGCUCUGGUGUCACGGCCUGCCAUGUGGUGCUGGGGGCCUACCUGUGUGGCAAGCCUGACGUACCUGUCUACGACGGCUCCUGGGUGGAGUGGUAUAUGCGUGCCCAGCCCGAGCACAUCAUCUCUGAGGGUCGGGGGAAGACCCACUGAGACUGGAGGGGUCACCAGGCCAGCUCAGGUGACACCAGGCCACCAGCAGUGCACAGCCUGGUAGCCCUGACUCUGCUUUGUGUGAAAGAGUGUUUACUGUCAUCCAGUUCAGGUCGAAUUUAGGGUGAUACCUGAGAAACUGGGGGCUCGUGGGCUCCCAGAGGAGGCAGGGAAAAGGUGAUGCAGGCACAGGAAGGGACAUCAGGACACAGAACUGCUCCUAAUGGUGCUAAGCUGGGGCCCUGUCUCACUUCCAUUUUACUAUUAGGGAAAUAAAAGAGCUAAGUGUGAAAGCCUGUAGCUGUGGGGCAGCCUGAUUUCCCAAGGAGCGAGGGCUCCUGCACACCCAGCAGAGGUUGCUCAGAGGAUCUGUGGGUCUGGGCAUCCCAUCCUGCUUCCCUAGCAGAGCUGGGGUCCAGAGCCCCCUAUGCCAUGACCAGAAUGCUCCUUAGCAAGCCGUUCUCUGCCCACCCUGUGACCCUCCAGGUCUCUCUGGCUUUGAGAUGAAUUCUGCUGUGAUGUGGCUACCUCCAUACAGGUCACCCUUUGAAGAAAGACAUGAGCCCGAAACCUGCGGGAGGCUCCCCCACCCUGCCAGGAUGUUCUGGGAAGGGCUCAGUCUAGCCAGCCUGCAAGGGAUCUGGCCCCAAAUCUGGGAGCUCACCUUGGCAGGCAGGGUGGACCUGUGGGCACCAUCCAUCCUGCUCGGGGACCCCAGGCUCAGCGCCGCCUCUGUGUGUUUACUCUGCUCAGAGGGGUGCACAGGUGCCUGCUGUUCCUUAGGGCUCUGGCC
Molecule: messenger RNA, 1815 nt
Organism: Octodon degus (degu)
Lineage: Eukaryota; Metazoa; Chordata; Mammalia; Rodentia; Octodontidae
Gene: Mpst
Product: mercaptopyruvate sulfurtransferase
Exons: 3
Coding region: 129-1022 (297 amino acids)
Biological process (GO): transsulfuration
Cellular component (GO): mitochondrion
Molecular function (GO): thiosulfate-cyanide sulfurtransferase activity
Source: RefSeq, a predicted model, not a curated record